AUGUUGUCGAGGGCGGCUCGUCCGGCUCUUCGUGCUGCGGUCACAGCUCCUGCGCGAGCUACGGCUGCUAGCCCCAAUGGAGCUGCCACCUACGCGACCCUUCGUGAAAUCGAAGGCCGCCUGAAGUCUAUUCGCAACAUCCAGAAGAUUACCAGCACAAUGAAGAUCGUUGCGUCAACCAAGCUCACCCGUGCUCAGCGUGCCAUGACCGAGUCUCGCAAGUAUGGUGAGACUGCCAACGAGGUCUUCGAAGCCGCCGAGACGGUUGCUCCCGAAUCUGAGCAGAAGAAGUCCCUCAUCAUCGUCUGCUCUUCCGACAAGGGUCUUUGCGGUGGUGUUCACUCUGGCCUCAGUCGACGCAUUCGUGCCCUCGCCAAUGAGGUCACUGAGCCUUUUGACCUCGUCAUCAUUGGUGAGAAGUGCAAGGCUCAACUCCAGCGAACCAACGCCGAAAGCAUCCAGCUUUCCUUCGCUGGUGUUGGCAAGGACAUUCCCACUUUUGCCGAUGCCCAGGCUAUCGUCGACCAGAUCGUCAUGCUUCCCACUGAGUACACCGAUGUCAAGAUUCUGUACAACAAGUUCAUCAACGCCCAGAGCCACGAACCCACCUUCGUUGAGGCAUUUUCCGAGGAGGCUAUUUCCCAGUCCCCCAACAUCUCCGCCUUUGAGGUUGAUGAGGAGGCUCUUGUCAACCUUCGUGAGUACAGUUUCGCCAAUAACCUGUACUGGGCUCUGGCUGAAGGUCACGCUUGCGAGAUCUCUGCUCGACGAAAUGCCAUGGAUAACGCCUCCAAGAACGCUGGUGAGAUGAUUGGAAAGUACCAGAUUCUCUACAACCGUACCCGACAGGCCGUUAUUACUGGAGAGCUGGUCGAAAUUAUUACUGGUGCCACCGCCUCGGAGGACAUGUAA
Metarhizium brunneum ARSEF 3297 is the source of this 912-nucleotide messenger RNA. RefSeq names its product ATP synthase subunit gamma (gene ATP3). NCBI's taxonomy places the organism in Eukaryota, Fungi, Ascomycota, Sordariomycetes, Hypocreales, Clavicipitaceae. Gene Ontology annotation, molecular function: proton-transporting ATP synthase activity, rotational mechanism. The record is from RefSeq and is a predicted model, not a curated record. Gene Ontology annotation, biological process: proton motive force-driven ATP synthesis.